CGACAAACGUUCACAAAACGUUUAGACGUAACAACCAUAGUGUCACUUCUCUUCUUAUUUCAUUAACUACACCAUUCAAAACUUCAAUUUCCCUUCGUUUUUAGUUGUAUAAGUGUUAAGUGUUACCGUUAUUAUGUUAAAAUAAUUCAUAGUGCCGCAUAAUCGUACAUAUUUUCAAGCAAUUACGUAAUGGGAAUUAUGCUAGACAAGUUUAAAGUUUUGCCCUGAAAUUCAACAUGGCCGCUGAUACAGGGAUGGAUACUUGCCCCAGUCCGGAAAUCACGGACUCGAGGAAACGACCGCUCGACGGUGACUCGGAAAAUGGAGACGUAAAGCGAUCACACUUUAGCUCGGUGCAAGACUUGGUGACCGCGUUGCCUCUGGCCAACGGCCAUGGCAAUAUUACGUCUCAUUUCGCCGUGGAGCCGACAUACCACUUCAAGGUGCUGGUGCCGUCCAUGGUGGCCGGCGCCAUCAUCGGGAAAGGUGGCGAGACCAUCGCCCAGCUGCAGAAGGACACUGGCGCCAGGGUCAAGAUGUCCAAAUCCCACGACUUCUAUCCUGUUCAAACGACGUUUGACAUUGUUCACGGAACUACGGAACGAGCAUGCCUGAUCACCGGCUCUGUCGACGGCAUUAUGGUCGUCCUGGACUUUAUCAUGGAUAAAAUCAAGGAGAAGCCUGAGCUCGUCAAGCCAUUCCCAGAGGGUGUCGACACCAAGAUGCCCCAGGAUAGAGACAAGCAGGUGAAGAUCCUGGUGCCUAACUCAACAGCUGGCAUGAUCAUCGGCAAAGGCGGCAACUACAUCAAGCAGAUCAAGGAACAGAGUGGCAGCUACGUGCAGAUCUCGCAAAAAGCUAAGGAGCUGUCGCUGCAAGAGAGGUGCAUCACCGUCGUGGGUGAAAAGGAGAACAACAAGAAGGCCUGCCUGAUGAUCCUGCAGAAGGUGGUGGACGACCCGCAGUCCGGGUCGUGCCCCAACGUGUCGUACGCGGACGUGGCGGGGCCCGUGGCCAACUACAACCCGACGGGCUCGCCCUACGCCGUGCCCACCGCUGAGGUGAAAGAGAACCACGCGCUGGGCGGCGUGGGAGGAGGCGUGGGCGGCGUGCUGGUGAACGGCGCGGGCGUGGGCGGCGUGGCGGGCGGGCUGGGCGCGCUGUCGCUGUCGCUGUCGCUGGCGCCGCCCGGGUCGCAGCCGCCCGCGCCGCUGACGCAGCACACGCUGGACCACAUCAAGGCGGCGCUGCGCCAGGCCGGCUACAGCGAGGCCGGCAUCUCCGAGAUCGGCGCGGCGCUGGCGCUGCUCGUCAAGCACGGCGUGCUGGGCCUGGCGCUGCCGGCCGCGCUGCCCGCGCCGCCGCUGUCGGCCGCCUACUUCCCGCUGCCGGCGCAGGACCCGCCCGCCGUCUUCGGGCCCAUCGGACAGGUGCCGCUCGGCGGCGCGCGCGGCGGCUCCUUAGAGCGUUUCGCGGAGGUUGCAUUCGAGGCGCUUCGCCCCCCAGCCGUGGCGCCUAUCUCGCUGUCGGCCGGCGUGGGCAGCGUUGGAGGCGUGGGUGGCGUGGGAGGCGUGGCCGGCUUCCCCUCUGCCUCGCUGCUGCCGCUGUCCAAGAGCCCCACGCCCGCCGACGCGGGGGCCAAGGACUCCAAGAAUGUCGAGAUCGCAGAGGUCAUCGUCGGGGCUAUACUAGGCCCCGGCGGGCGCAGCCUGGUGGAGAUCCAGCAGAUGUCGGGCGCCAACAUCCAGAUCUCGAAGAAGGGCACGUUCGCGCCGGGCACCCGCAACCGCAUCGUGACCAUCACGGGCACGGCGACGGCCAUCAGCAACGCGCAGUACCUCAUCGAGCAGAAGAUCCAGGAGGAGGAGCUCAAGCGCACGCGCCACAACGCCAUCUCCGGCCUCAUGCAGUAACCGCCCCGACUACACUCUGUACAUUGCUUGUAUUUCGUUCUAGCGUAGUGUCUAGUUCUAGUCAAACACUGUUGGAUCACAGACCCUAAACUAUUGGCGCGAGUUACCUGACUCUAGUUAAGAAGUUUUGUUUUGUUUUAAUCUGACGGAGGAUAUAAUUUAUGCAGCUGCCUGCGCCCGCGGGCCCCGCCGCUCACUUUACGUUCUUAUCGUGAUGACAAGUCAUUAUUUUGUUCUGCCUAGCAGACGUUAUUGUUGUUUAAGAUAUAAUAAUGAAAAUAUUGUGAUAUCUCCUAUCACGGAAAUUCCUAUUCCAUACACAUAUUAUUUUUGUAUAUUAUUCACCACAGCAUACAUGUUUUUUUAUUUACAAAGUUGAGUUCAUUGUAAAUGUUACCAUUGAUAAGUUAUUUUUGUUUAGUUUAUUAGGAUUAGUGAUGUGGUUAAUUAAUGGAUAAUAACCGUACGCGCGACGUCUCGUUAUACGCAACCUGUGGGAGUUUGGGAGCUGAGUCCUACCAAAGUUUUAUUUACUGACAUGCUACCGCAAGCGUCGACUUGUUACGCCCUCUACCGAGCGAGCCGGACCUUAUACUUUGUUUAGCCCGACCACGGCCGUGGCGGGCGCCGGGCAUGUUGCAAUAGUCGCGCGCCGGUAGACGGGACUAACUUGCCGACCACUUGUUCAUUCCUCAUUUCUCUCGGUAAAGAUCUUUAUUUUUUUAUACAUUUAUAAACAAAAUGAAAAUAUCUAAUCGUUUUUAAAUAUUUUUUUUAUUAGGAAUGUUUCAUAGUUAUUGAUUUGUUGUCGGUCUAAAUUUGUCUUACGAUAUAAGUACAAUUUAAUGAAUAAUAAUAAUAAUAGUAAAUGCAUGUCCAGACUAGUAGAUGAAAGUAAUAAGAAAAUAUUUUAAACAUUUUAAAUGCAGAUUUCUAUAUAUCGAGAUGACAAUAUAAAUGAUAUAUUCUUAUUUACAGUUACUAUAUUGAUUGAAUAUUUUAUUUUUGCGCCGUCGUUUAACCAAGACGUUCUUUUAGUGUCUGUUAGUGUCCAGACGCCGGCCCCUGGCUCCAGCGGCCUGCGUGUGGCGGUAGAGUUACAUAAUAUUAUAAACUGUGAUUGUUUUCGUCGACAUUGUCAAGGUACUACGUGUCAGUCUCCACUUAGUGUAGAAGCCGUUCGGUACUUCGUCGGAGGGUAGUUAUAAGUUGUGUUUGUUUACCUCAGAAGUGCCAUCGUUCUAGAUACAGGAUUAGUGAGGUGAGCCUCCUGGCAUGUUGCAUGCUUGACGCGACUACUUGCUGGGCCCACGUCGGGCGCCAACACGGGAAUGCAGAUAGUCUGACAGUACUGGUUGACUCACGAAGGCGGUGACUACAUCAAAUGUGAAUAAACGUAUGAAGUACAAAAGAAAACGUAUUCAUAAUAAAUGAUAUAAUAAUUUGAAAUCGGCUUAAUGAUGAAAGCUAAUGUACGAUUAUAGUGUUUAAGGAAUCGGAAUUGAGAGACAAUUUCUCAGCUAAUAAUUCAUUCACAAUUACGCGAUUAUAAUAAUAAAAAUAUUUUAAAUAAUUAAUAAUUAGGGAAGUGAGCACGUUCUAUUCGCCAUAACCUCGUACUUCCGUGAGAGUGAAAUAAUAGUAAUGUGUCGUUGUAAGCCGUGCGCAUGCGCCGGCCGUGGAUAUUGUUAACUGAUCUAUUACAUAUAUACGUGUGUUAUGUAGUUAACAUUCGCAGUGUAGUGUGGCAUUACCGUAGCUAGUUAAUAUUUAUAUAAUAUUCAAUCUUUAAAGUAUAUACAUAAGUAAAGCUGUUGGAUACAUUUCCGGUGUUUUCGAAUUUUCUCAUCUUAACUAUGUAUAAUGGGGGUAGGUACAGAUAUCGUCUUGUGUCAAUUAAUUAAUAUGUCUGUGCGUUCGCGGUGGCUAUAGCUGGGUACUGAAGGGUGACAAUGUCUUCGCGAGACGUUGCUGGCGGGGAAGAUGAAGUGACGCGUGGGGGUAGGGGGGGGGGGGGUAGGCAGUGACCGCGAGCACACAGACGACGGUCGUGUCGGCCGCGGCCAGAACGCGAAUCGCCUGUCACGUCGAUUUAACAAGCUCAAUUUUACGCAACUAAAUCUUGAUUAGUCGGUACGUAUAAGUCAAAUGCGUCAAUUAAAAGAAGUGUAUGGUUUCCAAAAGAAUUAAUAUCAUUUCACGGUUCGGGCGAGCUCUGGGGGUAGACAUAGUUUCCGUCUCGUUUCUUCACUCUCUCUUUUUCUCUUUCUUAGUGACUGUGUUGUUAGAGGGCGCGGCGGACACUCGGCUCGCGGCCAGCGGUACGGUAGGCUGGGCCUCUCUAGUCCUCGCUCGCUGUACGACACGGGCCGACGCCGCGCCGACACUUGAUAGUUAACAAUGGAACUCUAGUUAGUUAUAAUUAACAUAUUUAAAUCAAUAUAAUUAGAUAAUUUUAAAAUUACUGGGAAAAUGUUAAUGUUGUUAUACUGAAGUUGUUACAAUAUUUGAGAGUAUAUUAACGUGAAUACAAAAUAUUUUAAGUGCGGUAAUCAUUAUCCGGGUAAAUAAUCGCGUGGCAAGAUAAUAAGCAGUAGAUGAUCGUUGAUCGCCCCGACCCUGCACAGGCAGCGCGCCACUCCCGCACCCUCACUGUAAUGCUGUUACCAUUAAGGAAUUUCAAUGUUGUAGGAUAAGGUAGCUAGUUGUCAUUCUUCAUAAUACGGAACUACCGCAGAGGUUUCCCUCGGCACUCCGAGCCGGCACGUGGCGACACUCUGGCCGCGCGUCUCCUCGCAUCCUCCCAUUUUAAUUUUAAUAGCUAAAUGUUGUUGAAUUUGUUGAUAGAGUGGUUUAUUGUAAUUACUAUAGGUAGUCUAGUGGGUAUACACGCGAAGGUGGCAGCCGUUGGGUGCGCUAGGAUAGACUAAGGUUCGAUACUGUGUUUAGGAAAAUGGCUGUGCGUUCAAGUCGAACUCAACAUUAAGACAUCACCAUAACGCUUGUUUCUGAUGGGCGCGAAUCGCACACGACGCUCGCGCGCUCGUCGCUGUACUCGCGGAGCUCGGCAACACUCGGCUGUACUCGGCAACACUCGGCAGUACUCGGCAACACUCGGCAGUACUCGGCCGUACUCAGAGCGCGCUCCACUCACUAUCUGUAUAUAAUUGCAUAACAUUUUUCAUUUACGUUACUCUCCUUGCUCAUUGUCAUCAAUUUAUUAAAGACUGAGGAAUCAACUCGCGCAUAUUGACAUCGUCACGAACGCGUCCCAAACGGUAGGGAUUUAAUUGUAAUAUAUAAUUGUUUAUUAAUCAUUAAAAUAAAAUUUCGCUGUGUUUCAUGUGGGCUAGUCCGCCAGGGCGUAGUCGUGUGCGAUUCUCGCAGUACACUCGCGGUGUUUAACGUUUUCAUUGUUACACGUCAGUUUUAUUGUUAACGCCCAAGUUAAAGAUUCCGUGAGUCGGCCGCCGCUGCGAGUGUACGGAGGGAGCGGGCUGCCUCGGCCUCGGCCGCGCGCCCGCCGCGUACGUUCCGGCCUCUCGGCCUCUCGGCCCCUCGGCCCCUCGGCCUCUCGAGCGCCGAUCAGUCGUUGUCUCAUCAACCUUUACACAUGUUGAGAUUGAUAUGUUAUACUAAUUCUAUUGAAUUAUAACUUGUUGCGUAUUAUAAGUAUGUAUAGAGCGAGCUCCGGCUCCGUACGUUAUGUGUAAAAUGUCAUACGUUGAUAACAUUUGUUGCUGUACAGUUCAGUGAUGGAAUUUUUAUUUUUUAUUAUUAAUAUUUUUGUUAACUUGGUUUACGAUAAACGGGUCUGCAAUGUUAUGUAACGAGAAUAUAAUUUUUAAUUAAGUUUGAAUUUAAAAACAAUGUUGAAUAAUAAAUAUGUUUUGAAUUAAAAAUUCACUAUAUUUUAGUCAAUGUUUAUUAUUGUUUAGUUAGUUGUACUCUCAGAUUGAUUUUCUAAUGAAGUGUUAUUUUGCAAUGUUGUAAAUGAUAAGAGGUAAAAUGGAAGGAUACAAUGUCUUAGUGUUUAAAAGCUCGAAACCAAUUGAAAGGUACCUUGAACAUUGUCUAUAUUAUAUUAACAUUAAUAAAUGCAAAAAUUUAAUAAUGUCGUUU
Messenger RNA from Spodoptera exigua (beet armyworm), 6035 nucleotides. The record is from the annotation of a GenBank genome assembly. NCBI's taxonomy places the organism in Eukaryota, Metazoa, Arthropoda, Insecta, Lepidoptera, Noctuidae.